ACCACACGGUAAGCAGCUAUAGGGGCAUCUCACCAGCACAAAUCCCGCCGUGGUCUUGGAUCCUAAAGCAACAGGAUACAGGUCGGGAGUCCGACAACAGGACGCAGCCUGGAGGACAAAGGUCAUCCAGUUUCAUCCAAAGUCAUGGGAUUCACACGCUUUGCGGUGUUGCUGUAUGUCACCAUGAUCCCCCUCGUUUCAGGAAUGCGUUUUAGGAUUCCCAAAUCUGAUGCUCCACCAACACCCACUCCAGACUCUUCCCCACUGGGUGACCUGAUCCACGCUGCUCUCCAGAGUAAGGAAUACUUAGGCCGAGCUUCUGCAGGCACAGGUACAACCACAAACCCGACGCAGGCUGUACCUGGGCUUGGGCAUUCUGAGACAGCAGCGACAGUCCUAUCACCAGGUCUGCUCACCACAGCUUUAAGCUCCUCUCCCGCUGCUGCUGCUGCUGCUGCUGCCAGUCAGACAGGAUCAAGGGAUGGCAUGUCUUUGCUGCCCAUAGAAGAGGAGACAACCACCACUCUGAUCACCACAACAACUAUAACCACAAUGCAUAUGCCAGUGCAGUGCAAUGUGACUUUGUCAGCAAUGGAGGAUAUUGUCGAGUCCCCAGAUCCUGCAUCAUCAUCAUCAUCAUUUUCCCCUCUGGAGUGCACCUACAGCAUUACGGUGUAUGCAGGUUAUGGUGUGGAGAUUCAGGUGAGAAAAGUAAAUCUGUCUAAGGAGGAAUCUCUGACGAUCAUGGGGUACGGUGGCACAGGACCAGAGCUGUUAGCGAAUGAGACGCUGAUGAGAGAGGGUCAGGUGAUACGCAGCACAACUAAUCAGGUGCACAUUCACUACCGCAGUCUCCGCGAGACCAACCAUGGAAUGUUCAGUCUCCACUAUCAAGCUUUUCUGCUGUCCUGCCCCUUCCCUCUGUCUCCUGAGAGCGGCGGGGUCACGGUGACAGACAUCCAUCCUGGAGGUCAGGCUCACUUCCACUGUGAUCCAGGUUUCCAGGUUCGUGGCCAUGAGGUGUCUACAUGCGUCAACACAACGCAGCCUCACUGGAGCACCCCGGAACCUCAGUGUGUCGCUGUGUCUUGCGGAGGGUGGAUUCGUAAUGCAACAGUGGGACGGAUACUGUCUCCACCCCCACCAUCUGUCAGCAACCACAGUAAUGGAAAUAACUUGAGCUGCCACUGGUUAAUAGAAGCCAAAGAGGGACAUAAACUCCACCUACACUUUGAGAGGAUUGCACUGGAUGAAGAUGAUGAUAAGUUAAUUGUGCGCAGUGGGAACACUUCGCUGUCUCCGCCGCUCUUUGACUCGGACCUGGAUGAUGUCCCAGAACGUGGGUUGCUGAGUGAGAGCUCCACGCUGUACCUGGAGCUCACAGCCGAUUCGUCCUCCAUCCCUCUGCUUCUCGCGCUGCGAUACGAGGCUUUCGAUGAUGAACACUGCUGGGAGCCUUACAUGCCGCAUGGAAAUUUCAGCAGCAGUGACAUCACGUAUCAGCUGGGCACCACUGUUACCUUCACUUGCUCUCCGGGCUAUGUCAUGGAACAAGGCUCAGGGACGAUUGAGUGUGUUGACCCCGGAAAUCCCCACUGGAACGAUAGUGAACCUGUGUGCAGAGCUCUGUGUGGAGGAGAGCUGACCGAGCCCACGGGUACCAUCCUAUCUCCUGAUUGGCCCCAGAGCUACUCCAAGGGGUUAGACUGCGUGUGGCAGAUCCAUGGCAACGAAGAGAAACGUAUUGAACUGGAUGUUCAGAUCUUAAACAUCCGCCACACCGAUGUGUUGACCGUUUUCGAUGGACGUGACCUCAUGUCUCACGUGAUUGGGCAAUACCUGGGGUCCCGAGAGCGUUUCCAGGUGGUGUCAGGGGGGUCAGAGGUGACCAUUCAGUUUCAGAGUGAUCCAGAUGACUCCAGUUUCAUCCUAAGUCAGGGUUUCCUCAUUCAUUAUCGUGAGGUUGAGCCAAAUGACACCUGCCCAACCCUCCCUCAAAUUGAGUUUGGCUGGAUCAGCUCGUCUCACUCCUCCCCCGUCAGAGGCAGUGUGUUGACCUACCAGUGCCAACCAGGGUAUGACAUCAGUGGCUCUGACAUCAUCACCUGUCAGUGGGACCUGUCCUGGAGCAGCACUCCACCCACUUGUGUGAAAGUCCAGCAGUGUCCUGACCCAGGAGAGGUGGUAAACGGAGCGCGCUCUGUGCGUCCCGAGGCAGGUUUUGCAGUCGGAACAGUCGUCCGUUUCUCCUGUAACCAAGGUUACCAGCUGGAAGGCCCCAGCCAAAUCUCCUGCCACGGCCGAGACACCGGCACCCCCAAAUGGAGUGACCGCAGCCCCAAAUGUGUCUUAAAGUAUGACCCAUGUCCAAACCCGGGUGUCCCUGAUAAUGGUUACCAAACCCUGUAUAAGCACAACUACCAGGCAGGGGAGACUCUGCGUUUCUUCUGUUAUGAGGGCUACGAACUAAUUGGGGAGGUCAUUAUCACCUGUGUUCCCGGCCACCCCUCACAGUGGAACAACCCGCCACCAUUUUGCAAAGUGGCAUAUGAAGAGCUCUUGGAUGAUCACAAAUUAGAAGUGUCCCAGUCUUUCGAGCCAUCCCAUCAGAUCCUGAGUGAGAACAUUGCUCUUGCAAUAAUUCUGCCAAUCAUACUGGUCAUUCUCCUGAUCGGAGGAAUUUAUAUGUACUAUACAAACAUUUGCAGACUAGAAUGGAAGCCACUCUUCUGGAAGUCGCUGUCACACACACACUCCUACAGUCCCAUUACAGUCGAGUCCGAUUUUAACAACCCUCUUUAUGAGGCAGGGGAUACACGGGAGUAUGAAGUGUCCAUUUAAAGCAGAAUAUGUUUUGGUGAGAAUUAAAAACCACACAAAGAUUGAAUUAUUUUGGAAGACAAAUUACUUAAUAUUAUAAGGCCUCAUUCCCCCUUUCUCUCGGUUUUUUGUUUUUUGUUUUUAUAAAUGAGUCUUUUGUGUUUUGCCACGACAGUGUAUCUGGUUUAUCAAUUAUGGAAAUGCUUUGCUAUUUUCUUGCACUGAUAUUUGGUGGUCUGUCACACGUGGGUCCUAGGUUUCUGUAUCAUUAGGACCAGUGCCUUACGGAGGGUAAGAAAUUGAAUGGAAAAGUAAAGAAAUACAUAGAAGUGUGGAGAAUAAGAACAGGAGAUGGAUGGGAAAGGGAAGUGAAUUUAUUUAUUCGUCUAUUUAUUUUAGUUAGUUAGUUAGUUUAUUUGUAACAAUCAAAAGUUACUGUUGUGAGUAUAAAAUGUACACUGAAUGUUUUAUUUAUUUAUUUAUUUUAUUCCAUUUGAUUGACUUUACAGUGUUACAGUAAAGGAGAAGGAGACUUAAAUUUUCUUAUGACAACAUUAUGACAUCGAGAGACGUUUUCUCUUCCUUACUUUGUCUUUUUCUCUGUGUAAACACACACAAACUGAAUGUAAAUAUCUGAUUUAAUAUUGAUUGAGGUUCAUAUAUAGAUAUAUACAUAUAUCUAUAUAUGUAUAUAUCUGUAUAUAUAUAUAUAUCCUCAUAUGUAUACACUUAUACACGGUGGUGGGAGGUUAUAUAUUUUCAUUAUAUACAUAUAUAUGAUGAAAAUUCAGUGCCAAAAUAUAAUGUUCAAUAAUUUAUUGUCCCUACGUGUUUCAUCUGUUGCUAUAAUAGUGUUUACAAGAGCAGUGUUUACUUUACUUUUUGCUGUUUCUGGAGUGCACUGUCACCCAGUGUCACAUAACACGUAAGAAGAGGUGAGGACAUGAAUGUCAUUAUGCUUAGAGCAUGCACUGAUUGUAAAUUAUAUUGCUUCUGCUCAAUCUUGCCAUUAUCAUCAUAGUUACUGACAGUUAUCAUUGUUAUCAGAUUAGAUGUUGUAUGCACUAUGUUGAUGAAAAACUUGCAAACUUGGCUGCUUGCUGUGAUGCAUUAUGUAUUUAUUUACAAAUGAUUGUUUGAACAGUGAUUCGCUGUCAAAUGCAGGAUUCGUAGCCUGUUGCUUUGUAGACUAAACUCUUCUCUUAUCAUCUGUAGCAUUUUUUUAAUUUAUUUAUUUUUGCUUUAUAUAUAUAUACAUAUAUAUAAAUACACUCUUUUGAAGGCAGUGGAUUAUUUGCUGAGCUGGAAAUAAAGUCUUUGUUGAAUAGUGUAAGACUUGAAAUUAUUACCUGUUGUUUUUCCAUUUAACACGGUCUUAUUUGUGUUCAUGCAUACACAGAAUAUGAACUGUAUUCAUAUACAUGUAACCUAUCCAAUGGAAAGAAUAUCAUUGUGUUGAAGUGAUGUUAUAUGUUUUAUUAAACAUCUUUACAGCUCUA
Solea solea (common sole) is the source of this 4319-nucleotide messenger RNA. RefSeq names its product seizure related 6 homolog (mouse)-like 2 (gene sez6l2). Gene Ontology annotation, biological process: synapse maturation. Bases 145 to 2841 code for a protein of 898 amino acids. The record is from RefSeq and is a predicted model, not a curated record. Lineage: Eukaryota; Metazoa; Chordata; Actinopteri; Pleuronectiformes; Soleidae. Gene Ontology annotation, cellular component: endoplasmic reticulum; neuronal cell body. The transcript has 19 exons.